CAGUUCUUUUAUUUUCGAGAGUGGUCAUUGGAGAUUUUUCAAUGUGAAUAAACUGUGUUCAGUCUGUUAUUGACUGUUACAGCGAUUGGUUCGAUUUCAUAUAUAUUUCUUCUGUCUUUUUGAAAUUUUAAGCUUCCAACUAUUAACUAAUAACUUAAGAAUGAAAUUUGAAAGUAAGAGUGCUGCUUAUCCAUACCUUUACGAGGCUAAGGAUGACAGUGGAAAGUGCCUUGGUCGAACACCUCUUGGAUGGUUGCAACUUACCGUUUUCUACAUCAUCUUCUACUCAUGUCUCUCUGCUUUUUGGGGAACAGCUUUAUGGCUUUUCUAUAAAACAGUUGAUCCAGUGGUUCCCAAUUACGUGCUUGAUGAUAGUCUUAUUGGAACUAAUCCAGGAAUGGGAUUCCGACCAGCACCACCGAAAGGCAAUUCAGAUACCGCAAUGGUGUGGUACCAAAUAAACGAUGAAGAUUCUCAGCAAUAUUGGAUAGAUGACCUAGAUAAAUUUUUAUCACCAUACCUAAGGAAUGAUUCUGUUCCAACGGUCAAUUGCCCUAGUGAGAGACCAACGCCAGGAAGGCCUUGUGAAUUCGACGUCGAAUCAUUAAGAAUGGGUCCAUGCAAAUCAGAAUUUGGUUAUGGUUAUCCCGAUGGAAAACCUUGUGUCUUUAUGAAACUUAAUAAGAUAUUUGAUUGGAAACCACAAGUUUAUUCGAAUGCUACUCGUCCAAAGGAUCCGAAAAUGCCAAAAGAAUUGCAAACACUUGCCUUACGAACUAAUCCUCAAGAUGCAUUAAUUUGGAUGUCAUGUGAAGGGGAAAGUCCAGCAGAUCGAGAGAAUAUUGGAAAAAUUGAUUAUUAUCCCAAGGGACAACAAGGUUUCCCUACUUACUACUACCCGUACAAGAAUGCCAAGAAUUAUCUACAACCUCUUGUCGCUGUUCAUUUCAGGGAACCAACAAUGUCAAUUAUCAUUCUUUUGGCUAUCAUCGUGUUAACGAUUGUUCUGAUUGUAUUAAUUAUCAUUGCAAUCUAUCCAUUCGAGAACGAUAUUUAUUUACGUCCGCUACCACUCAAUACAAAUAAGUUUAGCACACCUUCCAUUAAAAUUAAUGAUGAAAACGAUACAAACAUAAAAUAUCUUAUUGAAGACAUGGAGAAAUUUUUAGGACCUUAUUCGUAUGCUGCUGGGGAGAAGAAUCGAGUCGAAUGUGGUUUCGAUAAGCCAUUGCCACAUCCUGGAAAAUUUUGUAUAGUUGAUAUCUCAGCUGGAAGCUUACGUGAAUGUUCAAAAGAAAAUGGAUUUGGAUAUUCAAACUUACAACCUUGCGUGUUUUUAUAUCUCAACCAGGAUCACGAUUGGAAGCCGGAAUAUUACGACAACACACAGAAAUUGCCUGAUGAAAUGCCAAAUUUCUUACAAAACAUCAUUAAUAGUCUCAAUGAGACUGAUCCAAGAAACGACAUGGUUUGGGUGUCUUGCGACAGUGAUAGAGAUGACAUUGGCAACAUAAACUACUUUCCGAACCCAGGGUUUCCUGGUUAUUUUUAUUACUAUUCGAAUGAAGGUAAUGAGACGCCACCAUUCGUAGCGAUUCAAUUUGAAAAUCUUACAACGAAAAUUUUUGGUUUCUACAUAAUUUUCUAUUCUUGUCUCGCGCUAUUUUGUUUCAUAUAUUAUACUUUAUUCAGUAAAACAUUGAAUAAUCAUUUGCCAAAGUAUAUUCUGCAAGAAAGUUUGAUUGGAACAAAUCCUGGUCUAGGCUUUCGACCAACACCAGUAUAUGAAGGCACGAAUGUUGAAAACAGUUUGAUUUGGCUACAAUCAGGCGAUCCAGAAAGUGUGCAAAAUUGGACGAAAUUAGUCGACGACUUUUUGAAACCGUAUGAUUCAUACGACUUCAAAACUUGUGGAAAAGAUUAUAAUUAUGGUUACUCAACUGCUCAACCUUGCGUUUUUCUGAAACUGAACAAAAUUUAUGGAUGGAUGCCCAAUAUUUAUAAUAAAGGAGAAGUUUUGCCUGAAUCAAUGCCUCAAGGUUUAAAAGACAACAUAAAUUCGGAGGAUAAAAAUUUAAUUUGGGUUUCUUGCGAAGCUGAAAAUCCUGCUGACUUUGAACAUAUUGGAAGAAUUUCGUAUUAUCCUGAUCAAGGUUUUCCAGCUUCAUUCUAUCCCUACAAAAACCAGAAGAACUACUUGCAGCCAAUUAUUGCUGUGCAAUUCAAAUCACCAAAAAAAAAUGUUCUCAUUUAUGUUGAAUGCAAGGCAUGGGAUCCAAAAAUCACUUACGAUCGUGCUGACAGGAAGGGAUCAGUUCAUUUUGAGAUAUUAAUUGAUUAAUUAUGAGGAAGUAUGAUCGUGAAGAAAUUCUCCGAUAGUUUUAUCAGAUUAAUAUGUGUUUGUGAACGUUAGUUUUAUCAAAAGUUCCUAGAUAAAAAUUUAAGUUCAUUUGUUGGAUUCGAUUUGUGAACAUCAUGUACAGAACAGAGAAGAAAUUAAUAUUUAUUGUCAUUGGCUUUUCAUAAAUUAUAAAUAUUUGAAUAAAAUAAUAUUUAAAUUGACUUUGAAACUAUAAAUAUUUGAUUCACGAGCGACAGUUGAAAGCAGCUUAACGUUAUUGGAUGAAUUCGUUUAAAAAUUAUUCGGUUUUGC
Messenger RNA from Clunio marinus, 2653 nucleotides. Lineage: Eukaryota; Metazoa; Arthropoda; Insecta; Diptera; Chironomidae. The record is from the annotation of a GenBank genome assembly.